Messenger RNA from Dentiscutata heterogama, 1717 nucleotides. NCBI's taxonomy places the organism in Eukaryota, Fungi, Glomeromycota, Glomeromycetes, Diversisporales, Gigasporaceae. The record is from the annotation of a GenBank genome assembly.
AUGAAGUUUUUUUUAAUAUUUCUUUGCCUAUUCAUAAUAUCAACGAAAUCACAAAACACAAAUUCCAAUUACACGACUUUUAAUUACACAGAGAGUACAUCAGGAACUGCAUUCCCUCACAGUCAACCUCUUGUAUUAAACGUUAAUACUUACGAUGAUGGAACAAUACUCGUUCUCAUUGCACGUGCACAAAAUGAUUCAGUACAAGAUAACUCUUGUUCAGGAUUGAAAUUAGAACCGACAUUGCGUAUAAGAAUUAUUAAAGUAGAUGGAACUGUUAUUGAAAUUAAUUACCGUUACAUCCUUGAUCCUCUGAAUUUUUGUAUAAUUAAUGAUACAUCUGGCAAUCAAUUAGUUCCUAUUACAGUAUAUGCUUUAUAUGAACCGUUCUUUCUAGUAAAUUAUGUGAAAGCUGCAAAUUCAUCUGACCCUACAACUUAUGAGGAAUGGGGGCAAGUCAUAGAUUGGGAUGGCAAAAAUAGAAGUGAAAUACAUUAUGGCUCAUCUCAUAUUAAUCAUAACAACUCUUGGGAUCCACAAAGUGCAAUUCAAUUAAACGUGAAUAAGAAACGCGGAUUUCUUAGAUUGGGUACUACAAGAAAUAGCAAUUUUAAAUGGAAUUUAUGGCAACAGUAUUCAAUCGAUGAUUUUGGAACGUUAUCAUUGCUGCAAAAUAGUAGUAUUUCAAUUGUUCCAAUAGAUUCAAUCUCUUCCCAGAGCACUAUAAUGCCAACUAUUGAUGGUGGCUAUGCUGUAUUGAGUGUCAAUUCUUCAGAUAAUAACGGCAAUGAUUCAUUACUAGCCACACGGGGUGGGCUAUAUGCGACCUUUUUAUCCUACAACCAGUCAAUUCCAUCUACGCAAGCUCUCCUCUACCAAUUUACUUUUCCCAAUAUCAGUUUUAACGGACUUUAUUGUGACGUAGCACCCAAAGGAAUUGGUUAUAGAUGCUUAAUUGCCGUGAGAGCAAACAAUUCGGAAUUAGAUUAUAUAAUUGUUAAUUUUUUAACCUCUGAAUCGGUGGUAUCAGUCGGUAUAAUGCCUAAUAACAUAACUGGUCUGCCGAGUUGGGGAAUGCAAGCAAUGCCACUCGGUGGUUAUAUAUUAUAUACAGUGCUUAAUAAUAAUUAUUAUAUUUACCCUUUUGACAGUGCUGACAAUCCUUUGAAUCCACUGGGACCUUUUAUUGCAAAUUCUUUCGCUACAAAUUUUAUUGUGGAUGGUUAUAAUCCAAAUAAUCUUAAUGCUGCAAAUUCUAUUAUGAAGAGUAAUAACACUUUUAUACUAGCUUCGCCUGAAACAAAUGAUGAAAAAUCUUCUUGGUCUCUUCUCAUUAUUAAGUUACCUAACGUUUUUAAAGAUUCUGGUUACGGUAAUCUUCAAAUAACCCAGAUAUUUCCACCCGUCCAUAGCACUGUUGAUUCAUCGACAACUACUUUAAACAUUACCUUUAACAACACUGUUGUUCCGUCAAUCGGUUCUAUCUCCAUCUAUAAAUCUUCUGAUCAUAGCUUGAGACAAAGUUUUCAGGCAAUAAGUAAUGAUUUCGUCAAAUUAAUGGAUGAUAAUAAAACAGUCAACAUAAAAAUCAUCGGCAGCACAUUUAAUCAGUUCAAUGAAACUUAUUAUCUGCAAAUGGACGCCAAUUUUGUCAAAGAUGAACAGCUCUACGAACCAUUAACUGGAAUUGAUGAGGGGAUUGUGGCGUAUACUUCGA